UUAAACAACAUGGCGGAACCCUGGAAUAAAGUAAACAUUCCGUAUCCAGGUGCCGCUUCAUCUUGUCGAAUCAGUUUUACCACCGAAACAGCCGCUGUAACGGAAGCUGUGCAUGUACAUUGUGGGCGCGUGCUGAAGCUCCUGGACAGCCACGUGCUGCACACAGAGACCCUCGUGCUCCAUAAGCUCCUGUAUGUCCUGCAGAACAAACUCAGACAGCACGCACCUUUCCGCGCCAUCAAGCAGGUAGAGCAAUGUGUAAAGCGACUGAAAGAAAUGAAAUUGCAUGGAGCCUUACAAGACCUGGAGGAACUAUGCCCAAAUGAAAUCCAGAGGAAUGUGGGACUGGAUUCGGGACAUUGUGACAUCCCCAGUCAGCCCAUGCUGGAAUGGUUUUGUCUUAAACUGUUAGGCGCCUCCAGCCUUCUGUGCCGAACCCUGGACCAGUGCACUAAGGCCUUCUCAUUGACAAGGCAGCAUCUUUAUUUGGCAGAGUUCAUCGUGCUCAACAUAGUGCUGGCCAGCAUGCUCAGUCGACUUUGGGUAUUUUUCAGAGGCAUCCUAAGAGCGUUGGUGCCUGUGUAUCAAAGCAUCAUGGUUCUGCUCCAAGAAGUAGUGCAAUGUCGACCCAUGGCCUUUCUCACUGAUUUCACUUUGCCUGAAGACAUGGCAGUGUUUCUGGGUUCCCCUUACUCCCAGAUGCUUAAGGAGAGCAGCAUAGCUGAGCCGUUAGGAACGAAGAAAACCACUAAACGCUCCAUUCUGGACCAGUUGUUUGAGGAGGGAAGUGAGGAACAAUUGCAAAAGGGGGAAGAAAAAGAGAGGGAGAUGAUGCAGAUGCUAGCCAGUGAGGAAAUGACCGCUAAUACUGAUCUGGGGAGGACUAUUUUACGUCAAGGUCCAUUUUGCUCUCGAUCCUCCUCAAUGUUGGACCUAAAGUCGAUGCUACAGCAAACCUCCAAACAGUAUACAGCUGAAGUGUUCAUUAAGAGACCAUCUCCUGGACAACCGAGUACUUCCAGUCUGUCUGCACUUGAGCAGAAGAGGAUGUUUUUGAAAAAGCUGAAGACAGCAUCCUCUGUUAAGGACACUGCUGCACUUAUUGAAGAGAUGAUGAGCUGGUGUAGUAGUUGUAAGCUGUAUAAGGAACACCACUAUCUUGCCUUCAUGCUCCUUAAGUCCCAGAGGAUAAAUGCCUUGGAGUGUACAGGGAUCAGUGUGCAGAAGAAACUGAGGAGGCUUAGGGUUAGUGUUCACCAUGUGAUGCGUAAAGGAAUUACAUUGGCAAGAUCUUCAAUUUUGCAUCAUCGAAGGACCAAAUGCUUCUUUAGAACACGGUUUAGUGCGCUUUUGAGAUGUAAUGGAAAUGCCAGGAGCAAAGUUGGAAAAGCUCGAAUGGACUCUAAAAUAGUCAAAGACCUUUUUAAUGUGUCUGCAAAAUCAUCACACAAAAGCCGAAAGCACACAGGACUUUCAUCUCUACAUAAAGAUGUCAUGUCAGGAAGCAAUGUCCUAUUCAGUCAGAAAGAAAGCAACAUGAAGACAAACAUCACAUCGUUGAAAUCUAGCAAUGUGCGCAAUGAUGAGAUUGAUAAUAUUUUUGCGUCCUUUGGCCUUUAGUGUUAUGAAUAUGGAGAUGCAUGAUUAAACUAAGACUAAUUAAAGGUUUUGGACUACA
Messenger RNA from Clarias gariepinus (North African catfish), 1678 nucleotides. RefSeq names its product nucleolus and neural progenitor protein (gene rmp64). The transcript is spliced from 9 exons. The coding region runs from base 10 to 1620 and encodes 536 amino acids. The record is from RefSeq and is a predicted model, not a curated record. Gene Ontology annotation, biological process: positive regulation of Notch signaling pathway. NCBI's taxonomy places the organism in Eukaryota, Metazoa, Chordata, Actinopteri, Siluriformes, Clariidae. Gene Ontology annotation, cellular component: nucleus.